Messenger RNA from Theileria annulata, 1173 nucleotides. RefSeq lists its product as uncharacterized. Lineage: Eukaryota; Apicomplexa; Aconoidasida; Piroplasmida; Theileriidae. The transcript is spliced from 6 exons. Gene Ontology annotation, cellular component: endoplasmic reticulum; membrane. Gene Ontology annotation, biological process: protein localization to plasma membrane; GPI anchor biosynthetic process. The coding region runs from base 1 to 1173 and encodes 390 amino acids. Gene Ontology annotation, molecular function: glucosaminyl-phosphatidylinositol O-acyltransferase activity. The record is from RefSeq and is a predicted model, not a curated record.
AUGAACUUCUUAAAGCUCCUUAUCCUUAAUUUCUGCCCAAUCAACAUAUUCCGGCUGAAUAUGGUGGAUAAAUAUCCUCACAUUUUCAGCAACUCGCUGAUACAUGUGUUUAAUAAGGCUCUGGAGCAGGAUGAAAAGGGAUACGUUGCAAGAUUCCGAGAAAUUUUCGAGAUUCCAGAAUCAGAACAGGUUCUUAUCUUCAAUUAUUUUAGCUUUGAGCACUAUUAUAAAACUAAUCUCAAGGACAAGGAAUUGUCAUACUCAACGCUGUUUAAGAUUAAUAAAUACGGAUGUGUAUAUAAAACCGAUGUUCCAGUUUACCGAGCACUUAACCUGUUCGUUGAAGGGAAAGUCUUGGAACACCACUACCUUUAUCACACUAUAAUAAUAAUUAUCGUCACAACGAUAUGUCUGGAAGAAGAAGUGGAAAACGUCUUCGGAGGAAUAUCAAAGAAACGGAUGGAUAUUGGAUCAGGGUUCUUUAUAGCACAAACAGGUGCAUCAAUCGCUUUAAGCAGACGGAAAAAGAACAUUUGGACGAUGAUUAAGAAGAAUAUAAUCAUUUUAGCAAUAGCAAUUAUAAGAACAAUAACAGUUGCAUGUUUCCACUAUUCCGUUGAUGAAAGGGAAUACGGGAUACACUGGAACUUUUUUUAUACACUCGCGUUCACAAGAUUAUGUAUCUUUAAUCAGUUUAAUAAUGAUUUAGUCGUGGAUAUCAUCAAUAGAUACUGUCACGAUUAUGUAAAGUACUCAUUGCCGUUUGUGAUUUCAAUAGUCUACGAGAUUAUACUAGUUUUAACAGGAGCAAUAAACAAGUUGCCCCUUUUGGAUCGCUCAAACUUUAUAUACGCGAAUAGAGAGGGCUUCUUGAGUGUACCCAACUCUAUUAGCGCGUCACUUUUUGUUUUUCUGGUGACCAAAGCGUCAAUUCAUUAUUACAAAAAUGCGAGGUACAAGGAAAAUGAGCUGAUUGAAACUGUUGGAAGUUACCCUCUGGUGGUUUACCUGGUUGCGAAUAUCAUCACAGGACUAGUAAACUUGAUCUUUAAACCAUACCUAAUGCCUCUUCCCCUUUUCGUCAUGAUUCUUUUUGUUUACUUCUACCUCUCAAUCUCAAUUGGAUACGUCUUCAAGAAGUUCAGGCUCAAGUCAAUAACACAAUGGCUCUAA